Molecule: messenger RNA, 1107 nt
Organism: Histoplasma capsulatum G186AR
Lineage: Eukaryota; Fungi; Ascomycota; Eurotiomycetes; Onygenales; Ajellomycetaceae
Exons: 5
Coding region: 1-1107 (368 amino acids)
Source: RefSeq, a predicted model, not a curated record
AUGUCGAGCUUGAGCUUCCCGGAUGAGCUGUUGGCAAGACCCAUGAUGGACCUACAUUGGCCAACAAGCACAAGCAGGUCUUGCUCUGGGGCUGGAAAAGUCACCUCACUGGCUUUUUCUGUUGGUGACCGCCGUGCCAGGGAACUAUCACUGAUCCUGAGAAUUGGCGGAUUUGUGGUGGUGGUGGUGAUGGUGGUGAUGCAUGCAAAUCUGUUUAGAAGUCGACUUGGAAUUUUUUUUUCGAAUACAUCUAAAGUUGCCUUCAUCCUCUGGUGGUUUGUCCGAUACAGGCACAGCAAAAACCAACGGAACCUUAACGCUAAGGCUUUGUUACCUUGCGGUGUUGCGCCGGGUUAUCACUGCCCUAAGCGAAGCUCUCAGGGCUUCGCUGAAUGUACCCUAUAUACUGACCUUUGGAGCCCGUUUUUCACGUCGAAUCCCACGAUGCCUAACUCAUGUUUUGCCAUCGUGUCGAUGGAAGCGUUUGGAGUGUUGAUCCUGUGGGACCUGUCGACACGGUUGGCUUGUCUUGGAAAUGAUGGCAUAUAUCAUCAAAUCCAGAACCAACAGUUCGAAAACCAUCCGUUCGCCACUCUUUGCAUCGCCCCCGAGGAAUUUCUCAACUUCGCAUCUUCUACCUCGAAGGAAGUGCUUGAAGGGAAAGACGAUGGCCAGAAUCAUUCUCGGCCAUGUACCUCUAAGUACGGAGUAUAUGCUCUAAAACAGGGGAAACUCCAGAGAGCUCAAUCUUUUCGGUCAUUAUUCUCGAGGUCGAAUGAUAGCUCAUGCUUGGCUUUCUCAGUGGACCUUAUUCAAGUGGACACCCAUGCGCUCUCCACCGGCUGGCUCGAGCCGCAUGGGAUCCGCUAUUUGGAGCUCCUAAUCCCUGCCCAGUAUGGCCGCCAAGUUUUCGAAGAGAGCCGACAGAUUCGAUUGGAGUUGGAUGAUGGUUGCGGCAAUCAUGAUCAGGCUAGCUGUCUACGAUGCAAUCGGGCAUUGGCCCGAUUGCAUGGUAUAGCUUCUUCUCGCCCAACCUAUUUUGAUAUCUCAACACCGGCAGCUCAAACAUCAACUGGCUCUUCAGUGUACAAGCCGAUGACUUGUUAG